This is a messenger RNA of Symbiodinium pilosum, 600 nucleotides long. The record is from the annotation of a GenBank genome assembly. NCBI's taxonomy places the organism in Eukaryota, Dinophyceae, Suessiales, Symbiodiniaceae.
AUGUUCAUUUUGCCGGCAAGUCUCCUGCUGGUGGCUUGCAGUGGUGCGCUGGAGUUCUCCCUCAUCCUUGAUCAGGAUGCGCCUGGGCACAAGCAAAAUGAGGCCGCUGUCCGGGCGUUACAAAAAGGUGAUGCCGAAAGGGCGCUUCAGAAGCUUCAGAAGGCGCUGAAGCGCCACGUGACGUCUGCAGCGUUGCAGAAUUCUGUCGGUGUUACGUUAAUGUACUUGGCGAAAUCUCGCCAGACUGCAUUGAAGGACAAGCUGCAACAAGCAGCCCUUCAUGCGUUCAACCGCACUGUCUUACUUGCUGGUGGAAGCGAAGGCUUGGGGAAAGGUGGCAAAGGGAGGGCCAAGAUGCAGCCCAGAAAGGGAAGCGACCUCGAGGUUGCUCUGGCCAAUCAAGCCCUGGCGGAAAGGUACUUAGAGGCAAGCCGCCUCAACCGCCUGGGCAUUGAGCUAGACCUGCAGAAUCGCUGGGAAGAGGCAGCCGCCCUUCUGAGAGAAGCGCAGAAGGCCGCGCCGGACGACCCACUGAUCACUAGCAACCUUGGUACGGUGAUCUACAAAAAUGCAACGCACCGAUCUUCCGGCUGGAAUGAG